GGGGUCUUGAUCAGUCCCAUGCUGGAUUCCCAGGCAUCAGCCUGGGAUUCAAGAGCUAACCCUUGUCAGGUCAGCGGUUUCUGGGUGUUAAACCAGCCCAGUCUUAAUCCCUUUGGUCAUCAGUCCGGGGAAGCACUUUCUAAGCAGGAAGCUCUCCAGCACAAAAUUUUAUGCAAGUGAGCAUUGUAGUAUGAAUUCUGAAUAACUGGAAAAACCUUUUUCCAUUAAGUCCAAAUACUUUUUUUGUUUUUUUUUUCUAGACAGGGUUUCUCUGUAUUGUUUUGGAGCCUGUCCUGGAACUCGCUCGUAGACCAGGCUGGCCUUGAACUCACAAAGAUCCACCUGCCUCUGCCUCCCGAGCCCUGGGAUUAAAGGCGUGCACCACCAAUGCCAGGCGAAGUCCAAAUACUUUGUACAAAUAUUUUUAUCAGAUUUUCAUUCUUUCAUACAUAUCUGGAAUUUCUUGGAAAUUAUGUAAUUCAUAUAAGACAAUUGUUUUUGAGAGGCACUAUAGCAUAUGAUAUCACAGUAAAGAAGGAAGGACUAUAUUUACAGCUUGAAGACAAAGAAUGUGAUACUAUCAGUAGGGAUAUGUGUGUGUGUCUGUGUGUGUCCAAAGCCUCGGGCUCAUGGUAUAUAAGGCAUGCCUUCUAUCACUGAACUGCAUCCCCAGACCCAAAUCCUAUUUAUAAUUAAAUUUGUGGAUAAACUAUAUUUAUACAUUGUUGACAAAGUUGGCAGAAAUUUUCCAAGCUGAUAAGAUAACCUGAAUUUGAAGACAAAGAAAAUUUAAACUUUAUUCAAAGUUUUUUUAUUUCUGGGUACUUAGAAAUCACUUAUCCAUUUAUUUGAAUUCUGUUCUACUGCUACUGCUUAUUUUUUGAGGUUCGUUCUUAUUCAGUUCUCCCUGUGUACCCUAGACUGGCCUCCACCUCUGCUCCUGAGGUCUGGACCACAGAUGUACCACCAUGCCUGGUUCCCAAGGCCUCUUUAUGUGGAUAUUUACUAAGUGCAGAGCUAUGGGAAGUUACUAUAUGCAUACCACUAACUACUGUUGCACUUUGGGGCAUUUUACAAACUGCAAGUUGGAUAUUAGUGAAAGAGAUGACUUUGUCAAUCAGUUCUCUAGUAAUGAGGUUACCAUCAUUUGUGUACAAGUUGGUACUACUGAUAUUUCAAUGAUUGAAGAGGAAACAAAAUUAAACAAUAAUCGAAUCUUCUUACUGUUAAGUAACUUCAGCAGACACUAAAUCAACUGAAAGUGGGUUUUUUGUUUUACUUAUAGUUGAGCCUGAAGUACAUAACACAAUGUCUCAUUCAAAACAAAUGCUCAGUUUGCAGCCAUUGGUUAAUAAAUUCGCAACAUUUAGGAAAUCAAUGAAUUUUCUGAGGACUUAAAGAUUUAUCUUAAACUUGUCUACACAUCAAAUUUCAAAAGAACAAUCUAUAUUCAGAAAAGGGAACAACAAUUUAAUUUUGUCAGAAUAACACCAAUUUCUAUGGAUCCAGUUUCUCUAAAACCUCAGAGAAUUGUAAGAUAAUACAUUAAUCUCUAAUUUAGUUCCAAAUUGAGCUUAUAAAUGUCUUUGAUUUUAAGGAUGAGGAGACAUCAAAUGCAAGAUUUUUCUGUUCAUUCAAUUAACUCUCAGAAAUCUCUUUGUAGAGUUCUUUGUCUCUAGUUGGUACUCAUAUUGACCUCUCAUUACUAUUUAAAGCAUCAACAUUAACUGAAAAAUUCAAGAUAGAGAUUCAAUCAUUAAUUUUCAAAGAAUAAUAUCAUUCAAGAUAUACUAUCCCCCAUUUUUACAAACACAUCAAUUCAGAAAUUUAAUUACUUUCUUGAAAACUCACUGUCCAAUUAUAGUCCAUAACAACACUUGGUUAAUCGUAUACUUAAGAAUGAAAGUAUUUUUCUAUUGCUCUUCUGCCAUUCAGUACUGUUGAUUACAAGUGUGGGGUCAUCCAGAUUCUUGGUCAUUAUAUGUAAAUCUCUUUUCCUUCCACACUUGGUUUUCACAAAAACAGAGAAGUGAAAAGCCUCGUUUUACUUUAGAUUAUUUCAUUUAUUCAUCAUGUUCUGACAAUUGCUAUUUAAGAAUGCCAGUCACGUAGUACACUGCAUUGUUUUAGUAGUUCUCAUCUUCUAAAAAAUCCACUUGGGAUAUUCUCAUAGCAACUAGCACUUACCCCACAGCUGUCAUUUCCUACUUUUGAUUUGACCAAACCAAAUCUCUUUCACUUGCAGUCUCUCCAUGUAGUUAUGAAUCUCUAUGUCCUAGGGGAGAGAACAAAACUGAACCAGUCUAGUCAUUUUUAACAUGGCCUUAGUCGUCCUCAGUGAUGACGUUUUUAAUCGGCUUCUUUCCUUAUUUAGGAAGUUCCUUCAUACUGCCCUGGCUUUAAUUGUCUUUAAAAGAGAGAUUGGAGGUAUCGUGGUAGUUUGCACUCAGGUUCCAGUAGAUCCAAGCCUUAGUUGAGGCGGUUGACCUCGACUUUGACACACAUGGGCAGAAUUUCUAUCUCACUCCUUCUGUUAUGCUUGAGGCCAACCUGCCUAGGGGAUUAGGAUUCUGCAUUUUCUCUGUGUAGCAGCAGCCUCAGAAAAUGUCCCCUUCCUCCUGGCUGCUGUUAUCUGUCUGUCAGGUGCUAGAAUUAAACCCUGUGAAAAUAUUUUUGUAACACAACUGAUGAGUGAAAAACCAUUCUGCAGAGCGGGGUGGGAUGGUGCAUGCCUUUAAUCUCAACAUUGGGAGGCAGAUACAUGUGAAUCUCCAUGAGCUACAUGCUUUCCUAGUCUACAGCAUGACUUCUGGGAAGCCAGGGCUACACAGAGAAACCCUGUCUCCGAACGAAACAAAACAAAGUGACACAAAACAUCACACACACACACACACACACACACACACACACACACACACACGCACACACACACACAUGGAAAAACUCACAGCAGCAAUCUAGGCAAUAAAUGUGCAAAUCUGAUAGUUCCCUAAAAUAGUAUGCUACAACCCCAAAUUCCUGUUCUGAAUGAGCAGUUGCUGUAUUUAGGCUCUUGUGAAACUUAAAAUAACUUGAUUCUUCAAUAACAAUUCCCUCUUCAUAAAACCACAUAUCAAACAUUACUGUUGUAUUAAUAAAGAUCAGAUCAGCAACUAUGGAAAAACUCAUUUAUGGUAGUAAACUGUGACAAAACCAGGCAAAUACAACAACAGGAGAGAAAAUUAUAGAUCCAUUUGCCUUAUUGGCAUUGAUUGGAAAAGUCUCAAUAAAAUGUUAUUUGUUGGCAAACAAAUACCAAUAACAAACUCCAUACCUAUGAAGGAUUUACCAAGCAGCAUAUUAGCUCAUUUUAAAAAGCAAUACUGAAAUAUGCCUUUUGGACAAAAUGACAUAAUUGUCUCAGUCAGUGCAGAAAACAUUUUAGAAAAUGUAAUAAUUGGAAAAGGAAAACAUCUAUGUAAUUAUAGAUGGCAUGGCCUCACAUCCUAUGUAAGCUACAAAAUGCUAACAGUAAAAAAUUCAUCAAGUUUGUAGUACACAAGAUCAUCACCUUAAAAUUAACUAUUUCUGCACAUUAGCAUCAGACAAACUGGAAAUGAAGACAAGUCUGUUGGAAUAUAAAGAAAUAAGUUGCUUAAAAUGGAAGCAGACAAGUGUGUAGAUGACUUUCAUGAAGAACACAGACGGAGGAACUGAAGUGAACGGGAAGACUCCAUACUGAAAAAAUUGCCCUCAGACUGAUGUAUGAUUUAAUGGAAUUCUUACCAAAACGCCAGUUUGCUGUUUUCCCAGAGGUUCUUAAGUGCCUUUAAAUUUUUUAUGUAAAAAUGCAAGGAUUCUUGGAUAUCUAAAAAUUAAUGAAAGAAAAACAAAUUCAAGAAAAUAUUCUAAAUUAGAAAUCAAAUAUUUGAAUAAUUUGUAUGUGUUAAAUCCAUAAACACUAUUUUCUAUAUUAAUACAGAAAAUAUUUGCUAGUUGUUUGAGAUUGCAUUAAAAAGUUAUGGUAUCAAACUACUUCAAAUACUACAGAAUUGGAAGACUAGCCAUUUUACAUGUUAGUUUGCUCUCAGCAGUGUGGACCACUGGUUUGUAGCUUUUGCACUUAGGUGGGUAGCUGGUGAAUGAGGUAGAUCUAUGAACCUGCAUUUGUGAACUGGGGUAUUUAAAAGGAAAUUACCUCUAUAAUAAUUUAUACAAACUGGUGAUAUUAACCACAGAACUCUGCUUUAUAUCACUUUAAGAAAGUACUUUUAGAAAUACCAUUUCAUGUUUUGCUUGCCUGAUUAUUCCAAACUUAAACAUAUGCGUUCCAAGACUAGAAGUCUUCUGCUUUGUGUUCAUGAUUCCUCUCCUGAACAGUUGUGGACAACCUUCCCAAUGAUUAUGUUUAGGGCAAAAAUAAUGUUGGAAGAAAAAAACUAUGUACAUUUCCAAUGUGGCAGUAAUUUGGACAUUAAAAUGGUGUUUUGACAUUAAAAGGUGUUUUGACUUAAAACUGGAAUUGUUUCAAUUUCCUCAGGAAGACACAGGGUGGUGCUGCAGGCUAAGAUUGUGAUUUAAAACAGUAAAAUACCAGGAAUCUCUUGUGGCAAUACAGAACAAAAGACGAUCACAAGAGCUUUGCAAGCACUUCGGAGCUAUGCAGGGGUUUGGGCAAGGAUACACUAGAUUAAUGUAAGAUUAAGAGCAACGUAGUGAAGAUCCCUCCCAAGAAGAAACCAGAGAUUCAAAGCAUUUGGAUACCGUUAAGGACUGGACACAAUCACUCACUUUCCCAACAUGCAGAAGCUGGAGAGGAUUCACCCUAACAGGCAAGUCAUGGCUUUUAUCUUUAUGCUGGUUUUGGUUCAGGUUUGCAGUGAGCAAACAACUCGGUACUCUGUCCUGGAGGAAACAGAAAGCGGCUCCCUUGUAGCCCAUCUGGCCAAGGACCUGGGGCAGAUCUGGGACCUGGCAGCCCGGUCUGCACGGGUGGUGUCUGACGAUUACAAGCAGCGAUUGCUGCUGGAUCCCGAGACAGGAGAUCUGCUUCUGAGGGAGAAACUAGACCGGGAAGAGCUGUGUGCCUCCGUGGAGCCCUGUGUGCUACAUUUCCAGGUGUCUCUUGAAAAGCCAGUGCAAUUUCUUCAAGGAGAAUUGCUGAUCCAGGACAUAAAUGACCACUCACCAGAAUUCUCAGACAGGGAAAUGCUCUUGAAAAUACCAGAAAACAGCCAUCCAGGCUCACGGUUUUCUUUGAAAUUAGCUCAGGAUUCGGAUGUGGGCAGCAAUGGGCUUCAACAAUACCUAGUCAGCCCCACCUCUCAUUUUCAUGUCCUCACUCGAAAUAACAAUGAAGGCAAGAAGUACCCAGAAUUGGUGCAGGACAGAGCCCUGGACAGAGAGGAGCAGGCAGAGCUGAGCUUGACCCUCACGGCCCUGGAUGGCGGGUCUCCACCUAGGUCAGGAACAGCUAUGGUUCGAAUCCUGAUCCUGGACAUCAAUGACAAUGUCCCUGAAUUUGUGAACAUCCCCUAUGAGGUGCAGGUCCUGGAGAGCAUUUCCCCAGACUCUCCAGUCCUGACUGUCCUAGCCCAGGAUGCAGAUGCUGGCAACUUUGGAAGAGUUUCUUAUGGCUUGUUCCAAGCAUCAGAUGCAAUUCAACAAACUUUCUCAAUAAACGAAGUCACCGGAGAAAUACGGCUGAGAAAGGAAUUGGAUUUUGAGAAAGUUAAAUCUUACCAUGUGGAAAUUGAGGCCACCGAUGGAGGAGGCCUUUCUGGGAAGGGCGCUGUGGUGAUAGAGGUGGUGGAUGUGAAUGACAACGCCCCAGAGCUGACCACAUCGUCACUGACCAGCUCAGUCCCGGAAAACGCUCCUGAGACCAUCAUCAGUAUCUUCAGAGUUGGAGACAGGGAUUCCGGAGAGAAUGGAAAGGUGCUUUGUUCCAUUCCAGAAGACCUGCCAUUCAUCCUAAAAUCCACUUUCAAGAAUUUCUACACCCUGGUGACAGAGAUUCCACUAGACAGAGAAAGUACAGCUGAGUACAACAUCACCAUCUCAGCCACCGACCUGGGCACACCCAGGCUCACAACCCAGCACACCAUAACAGUGCAGGUGUCUGACGUCAACGACAACGCCCCCGCCUUCACACAAACCUCCUACACCCUGUUUGUCCAGGAGAACAACAGCCCCGCCCUGCACAUAGGCACCAUCAGCGCCACAGACUCAGACUCAGGCUCCAAUGCCCGCAUCACAUACUCUCUGCUGCCAGCCCACGACCCGCAGCUGGCCCUGGACUCGCUCAUCUCCAUCAAUGCGGACAACGGGCAGCUGUUCGCGCUCAGGGCGCUGGACUAUGAGACCCUGCAGACCUUCGAGUUCCGCGUGGGUGCCACAGACCAAGGCUCGCCCGCUCUCAGCAGCCAGGCACUGGUGCGCGUGCUCGUGCUGGACGCCAACGACAAUGCGCCCUUUGUGCUCUACCCGCUGCAGAAUGCAUCUGCGCCCUGCACAGAGCUACUGCCCAGGGCGGCGGAGCCAGGAUACCUGGUCUCCAAGGUGGUGGCUGUGGACCGUGACUCUGGCCAGAAUGCCAGGCUGUCAUUCCAGCUGCUCAAGGCCACAGAGCCAGGGCUGUUCAGCGUGUGGGCUCACAAUAGCGAGGUGCGCACCUCCAGGCUGCUGAGUGAGCGCGAUGCUCCCAAGCACAGGCUGCUGCUGCUGGUCAAGGACAAUGGCGACCCUCCUAGGUCUGCCAGUGUCACUCUGCAUGUGCUGUUGGUGGAUGGCUUCUCUCAGCCCUACCUGCCUCUGCCCGAGGUGGCGCACGAAGGCGCACAGGAGGAUGACUUGCUCACACUGUAUCUGGUCAUUGCCUUGGCGUCUGUGUCUUCGCUCUUCCUCUUGUCUGUUCUGUUGUUCGUGGGGGUGAGGCUGUGCAGGAAGGCCAGGGCAACAGCGCUGAGGAGUUGCUCUGUGCCUGAGGGACACUUUCCUGGCCACCUGGUGGAUGCCAGUGGCAUGGGGACCCUUUCCCAGAGCUACCAAUAUGAAGUAUGUCUGAGGGGAGACUCUGGGACUGGUGAGUUCAACUUCCUCAAACCCAUGAUCCCCAACUUGCUGCUUCAGGAUGCUGGGAGAGAAAGUAAGGAAAGUCCCCACUGCAGGGAUAGCUUUGUAUUCAGCUAAAUAAUCAAAGCAGUCCCAUGUAUCUUAAGAAUUAACAUUCUAGCUUUUAUACACAGAACUGUAAAGGCUACAAACUUUUUUCAAACUACUGAAUGUGUGCUUGUGUCCAACGGCUCUUACUGCUCCUGUUGGUAUUAAGCAUUGUUAGGUUGUCAUUAUCCCACGUGUUUAGUACGGGUUUUCCUCCUAUUUCCUCCUACUGGGUGAUAAGAAAAAAAUCAAGAGUAACAUAACAGAAACGACUUACAGAUCUUAGACUGAAAGGAUAAUGUUAAAACAAAAUUUUAAUUAAUUAAAUUAAAUUAAUGAACAGUGACAUGGAGUUGUUUCAGUGGGGGGGGGGUGCUUACUACCACCAAAACAGAGUUGUUUCAGCUAUCCUGGGUCUUUUGUUUUUCCAUAUAAGGUUGAGAAUUGUCCUUUCAAGGUCUGUGAAGAAUUGU
Messenger RNA from Mesocricetus auratus (golden hamster), 7613 nucleotides. RefSeq names its product protocadherin beta-4-like. The record is from RefSeq and is a predicted model, not a curated record. Gene Ontology annotation, cellular component: plasma membrane. Lineage: Eukaryota; Metazoa; Chordata; Mammalia; Rodentia; Cricetidae. Gene Ontology annotation, biological process: homophilic cell-cell adhesion. Gene Ontology annotation, molecular function: calcium ion binding.